This is a messenger RNA of Daphnia carinata, 1453 nucleotides long. RefSeq names its product carboxypeptidase A1-like. Gene Ontology annotation, biological process: proteolysis. The record is from RefSeq and is a predicted model, not a curated record. Gene Ontology annotation, molecular function: metallocarboxypeptidase activity; zinc ion binding. The transcript has 10 exons. Bases 85 to 1335 code for a protein of 416 amino acids. Lineage: Eukaryota; Metazoa; Arthropoda; Branchiopoda; Diplostraca; Daphniidae.
CCGCUGAUUAUAACAGGUAAGUGUCUGGUUGUAUCGUGUAUAGUUCCCAUCAACUUGUAAACGAUUCAGGUUGACAGCUAAGAAAUGAAGAAUUGCAUCCUCCUUGGGUUCACCUUGUUAGCCCUAGCAGCGGCGGCUAAGGUGAACUACACCGGGCACAAGGUGAUUCGUGUUAUUCCCGAGACUAGAGAGCAAUUGAAGUUCUUGCGUGAUUGGGAAUCAAGCAGUGAUAUCGACUUUUGGCUGCUUCCGUCUAGCGCUGGACGUUUUGCAGACAUUCGCGUUAGUCCCGAAACGUACGCUCAUGUUGCUGCCAAAUUGGCUGAUAUGAAAAUGAGCCAUACUGUCCAUAUUGCUGACGUUGGAGAACUUGAACGACAAGAACAACAAAACAUGGCACAACACAUUGCAAUGUUUAAUGGGCAAAAGGCCAUUGAUGUCGAGAAUUACCACACGUACGAAGAGGUGAUGGCCUAUUUAGCCGAUUUGGCCAACACCAACCCAUUAGUUUCGACGAAGGUUGGAGGAACAAGCGAAGAAGGUCGUGAUAUUGUCCAAGCCAUUAUAAGCAGUGAUCUUUCAGCGAACAAACCGGUUCAUUUUUUCGAUUGCAAUAUCCAUGCUAGAGAGUGGAUUACAGGAGCCACAUGCAUCUGGAUCAUCGAGCAGAUAACAACAGGAUAUGGUUCCGAUCCGGAGAUUACGUCGCUCGUCGAUCAGUAUGAUUGGAAGUUUGUUCCUAUUGCCAAUCCAGAUGGAUACGCUUAUACUUGGAGCACUGAUCGCAACUGGCGGAAGAAUCGCCUUAUUAACAACGGAUCAACGUGCGUCGGUGUUGACGCCAACCGCAAUUUUCCGAUCGGUUUUGCUGGAUCUGGUUCCUCCAACGAUCCUUGUUCUGGAACUUAUCACGGAAUUGCUGCGUUCUCAGAGCGCGAGGCCAGCGCACUUAGAGACUUGAUUGCGGCUGAUCGUGGCAGAGUGAAAACAGCCAUCUCAAUGCAUUCUUAUUCACAAAGGUUUCUUUCACCUUACGGCUAUACCACCGAUUUACCUGUGGAAUAUCCUGAGAUGUUCCGUGCCAUGGAAAUCGCUGUGACGGCGUUAACGUCCACGUACGGGACACCCUACACCUACGGCAAUACUGCUGUCACCAUUUAUAUAGCAUCUGGGAGCACCACGGAUCAUUACUACGAGAGCGAAGGGGUUGUUUAUUCAUACACUAUAGAACUUCGAGACUCGGGAAAAUAUGGUUUUCAAUUGCCGCCCGAUCAAAUUGUUCCAACGGCCAUCGAAACCUGGAAUGGAUUGAAAGCUAUGAUCAAUGCUAUUUGAAAGUCGUAGUAUUAUUAGUUAUAAUUAGCCCUAUUAGUUAACGCACAAUAAAACGAGAUGCCGUUUUGCGAAAAAGCCUGUGAAAAAUAUGUAAAUAUAUUACAAUUUACCGUAUGAA